This is a messenger RNA of Ornithodoros turicata, 543 nucleotides long. RefSeq lists its product as uncharacterized. The record is from RefSeq and is a predicted model, not a curated record. The coding region runs from base 1 to 543 and encodes 180 amino acids. The transcript has 3 exons. Lineage: Eukaryota; Metazoa; Arthropoda; Arachnida; Ixodida; Argasidae.
AUGGAAACCGACUCCGCAUCAGAAUACAGCUUCACGGGACUUGAGCCCGAUUCAGACGUGUAUUCUGAUGAGGAGAAUGACUUGACGGUCACCAUAAACCACAACGACUCGCCGUUUUCGACGGACCCUGUACCAGUGCGCGCGUCCCUUGAAACCGAGACCUCGGACCCAUACACUCAAGAAUGUCGAACUCAAAGUAACGAAUGGUGCACGUGCGGUCGGUGCCGCCCGCAGGAAACCAACGAAUUCGUUUGCUGCAGAGAGCUCGACGCGGGGACAGUAUGUGAUGACGAGUGUGUGGACUGCAUAACGGUGCACGACCUCUUCCAACUCAUGUGCUUGCACAGGAGGCAGCUUCAGGUGCGCAGCCGGUUCCUACGGAAAGAGCCUCCGUUUUACAUGGAACGCUGCUCUAGUGGCGACACCAACAGGGCCCUGCGCUACACAGCGUACCGAGAAUUUGUGGUUUUAGUGCACGGCAGAGGACUGGGUGCUGGACAGCGACGAAGAAUACCCGGAUGUGCGCUUAGGCGAAUAAGAUAG